This is a messenger RNA of Drosophila biarmipes, 459 nucleotides long. RefSeq lists its product as uncharacterized. NCBI's taxonomy places the organism in Eukaryota, Metazoa, Arthropoda, Insecta, Diptera, Drosophilidae. The record is from RefSeq and is a predicted model, not a curated record. The transcript is spliced from 2 exons. Bases 1 to 351 code for a protein of 116 amino acids.
AUGGCUGCGGCACCUUGGCUUUCCGUGGCCUUCGUGGCCUGUCUUAUGGCUGCCUCCGCGGCCGCCAACGGCUUCAGCACCCAGUACAGGGGCCACACGCAGCACCCCAGCAUUCCGGAGCACUGCCUCUACGAGGAGCUGGACGUGGCUGUUCCACUCCAUGGCCACCUGCUGCCCACCGGACGGGAUGACUACUGCAUCAGGCUGGAGUGCACCGACGACUACCUGCUCCUGAUCCGACACUGCGACAAGCCGCCGUACCUGCGACCCGGCUGCCGGCUCUCCGCCAGCGACUACGACCUCGAGUAUCCCGCCUGCUGCCCCCAACUCGAGUGCUCCGGCGGUUUCUAGAUGUGGGGCUACAGUGGUCUUCGAAAAGGUAGAUCUGUUGGGGAGGAGAAGGUGAAAUGUUAGUAGAAAUAUUUUAAAAUGUAAAUAAAAUCCCAUCAACAAAUAGAA